Messenger RNA from Anguilla rostrata (American eel), 2537 nucleotides. Its product is annotated as ras-related protein rab7-like. Gene Ontology annotation, molecular function: GTPase activity; GTP binding. The record is from RefSeq and is a predicted model, not a curated record. Gene Ontology annotation, cellular component: late endosome; lysosome; phagocytic vesicle. The transcript has 6 exons. NCBI's taxonomy places the organism in Eukaryota, Metazoa, Chordata, Actinopteri, Anguilliformes, Anguillidae. Gene Ontology annotation, biological process: phagosome-lysosome fusion; endosome to lysosome transport. The coding region runs from base 420 to 1043 and encodes 207 amino acids.
GUCCGCUGACACAGGAGUUGUUUUGGAGGAAGUGAGAGAGGAAGGAAAAAAGCAAGAGGGGAGCGGGUUGCAUUCUGCAAUACUUAGCUGCAAGAAAGUGAAAAGGCAGCCACCAGUUCGCAAGCUAGUUUAGGUAACAUUUUAUUGUCUGUGCGAACACGUCAAGACAAAACAGGUUGAAAAACCACAAAACGCAAGACAACGUAGUCGCUAGCUUGCUAUUCUUUACACUAGUCCGCCUCCUGAAGGAAAAGCUUGAAAUCAUUAUUAGCUCGCUAUAGUUAGCUAGUGUCUAUUUCUCUAUCCGCGGAAAGGGUGUCAGCUAUUAAAAUAUAGAUUAUAUUGGCAGCUAUUGUUGAAAAUAUACAUAUUGAAACUAAGAUUACCCUUGAUCUUCUGGAAGUACGCGCUGUGACAGAAUGACGUCCAGGAAGAAAGUUCUCCUCAAGGUUAUUAUCCUGGGAGACUCUGGAGUUGGGAAGACUUCUCUGAUGAACCAGUAUGUGAAUAAGAAGUUUAGUAAUCAGUACAAAGCCACAAUAGGAGCCGACUUCCUGACAAAAGAGGUGAUGGUGGACGACAGACUUGUCACAAUGCAGAUCUGGGACACGGCAGGACAGGAGCGCUUCCAGUCCCUGGGUGUGGCGUUCUACCGCGGUGCGGACUGCUGCGUGCUCGUGUUCGACGUGACCGCGCCCAACACCUUCAAGACCCUGGACAGCUGGCGGGACGAGUUCCUGAUCCAGGCCAGCCCCCGUGACCCCGAGAACUUCCCCUUCGUGGUGCUAGGCAACAAAAUCGACCUGGAGAACAGACAGGUAACGACCAAGCGUGCGCAGGCCUGGUGCCAGAGUAAGAACAACAUCCCGUACUUUGAGACUAGCGCCAAAGAGGCCAUCAACGUGGAGCAGGCCUUCCAGACCAUCGCACGCAACGCCCUGAAGCAGGAGACAGAAGUAGAGCUGUACAAUGAGUUCCCAGAGCCAAUCAAACUGGACAAGAAUGACCGAGCCAAGCCAUCGGCAGAGACCUGCAGCUGCUGAGGGACCCUGGGACCAUGACUGUGCCCUCUGAUUCUCUCUGGCCUUCCAAACACCCCUUCUCCUGAACACCCCCCCUCCCCCCAAAAAAACACAUAUGCCCACACGUGCACAUACAUGCACACACACGCACACACACACAGAUGCGCUCACACGAACACACAUACACACACUUUCUAGAGGCUGAACCCUAGGCCCAAAGAGCACUCAGAAAAGAAAUGCCAUUUUAGACCCCUUCCCUAAUGCCUCAGCAUAGCUCGCCUUGCCCUAACAGUCUCACCUUUAUCGCUAGGCACCUAAACACAGAUGCACUCUUCCUCCGCCUUCUAAAUCAUGCCCACUUUUCCUUUCCUCUGUCUGGCCAACAGUGAGGGGACGGGGGCUUUGCAUUUUACAGGACGGGGUGGGAUUUUCUGGAGAGAAGUGUACCGGUCUGCAGCUCGGAUUGUGUUUGCUUCAGUUAGUCCUGCAACUUAAGUUAUUUUGGAAAUUCACUUGAUUUUCUUCUAAACGAUGGCCGUUUCUGUCAGCUAGCUAAGUGGAUUCCAUUGCCUACGCAACUGUGGAGGAAUAACCUGUUGUACUAGUAGAUUUUUUUUUUUGGUUUUGUUUUUUGUUUUUUUUAUUGGCCUGGAUUUAAAAUCUGAAGGCAAACAAAUGCUUGUGUAUUACUUUGCACUUUGUUUGAUUGACAUGCCUUUAAACUUGGUUAAGUGGGGAGCUCCCAAAACUGGUCCUGGCUUGAUGGUGAUGAAAACGUCCAUUUCAGUUCUGCAUUAAACCUGCCGUCUGGGUCGUGGCAAUGUCCUUGGCACCUUAUCAUUCAAGUGUUAAAGGCAGGUCCGCACCCCCUCCCUCUCCCCUGGGGAAUCUAAGUGAUAAAACCCCCCCCUUCAAGAUCUGCCAUUCUGCUGGUUAGCCUGAAUUCACAUGGCAAAUAAUCAAACACAGAUAAGAAGAUAUGAUAAUGCAAAGGAUAAGACGGACACGAAAAAAAAUGAAGAAGGGUUCAGAUUAUUCUAAGAUUAUUAAUAAUACUUACUAUUUAAUACUACUACUACUAUUACUACUACUGCUGUGUUGUCUUCUGUUUACUCUGCCAACCAUCCUGUUUGAAGACUGCAGUUGCAGAUCAGUCACAGCUCCUGCUCCUCUGGCGAUCAGUGUUGAAGGUCAGCUGUGUGUGUUCAGUCUCUCUCUCUCUGUCUCUGCAGGUAGCUCAGGUUGGUGAAAGAUUUAAGUGCUUGAUAUUACUUUUAACUGAUCAGAUGUCUUUUGAGUCUGUUCAUGUACUCUGACUAUGUUUAGAAAUGUAACUGCGUUACGGGGGAGAGCUCAAAACUGAAACAAAAUUGGCUGUUCGUCCUACAAAAAAAAAUCUCUUGUAAAGAUUCAUCACGGUAUUAUUAAUUAAAUAAUAAAUUCAAUGCCAAUGAUGUUUAAACGUAAGUAUUUGGGUUUCAAAGUAAUAAUGAUAAUAAAGGGUUAUUGAGUAAA